AUGUCUUCCCCAAAGGGUUUAUCAUUGUCCGGUUUAUCUUCAGCAGCGUCUUUGGAUCCAUUGAUUGGGAAGCAAGUUUAUACUAGAUGGUCCCCUGGCGGCCCUUUCAUUGAGGGUGACAUAAUUGAAUAUGACCCUGCCAAGGACAUGUAUAAAGUGGCCUAUAAUGCUAAUACUCCAAAUGAGUUUUGCGAUUGGAUUGAUAUGAAAGAGAUCUUACCACCGAAUGUAGAAUGGGAAGGGAUUAAUCAUAUAGGAGUACCAAGUACUGUCGAACAAAAUGGACAAGACAGCGACAAUGAUAAUGCAGAAAAAGUGAAGAUAUCUACAGAGAAGAGUACAAUGUGUAGUCGAUCUCAAGGCUACCACAAAACCCAAAAGUGA
Molecule: messenger RNA, 384 nt
Organism: Vicia faba (fava bean)
Lineage: Eukaryota; Viridiplantae; Streptophyta; Magnoliopsida; Fabales; Fabaceae
Source: the annotation of a GenBank genome assembly